CAAGAAGACGCUGUGUCGUCAUUUCCUUCAAAUAUUCAACAUGGAGUGCGGUCUGAAGCUGAAUUUCUGGGAGGACGGGCCGAAGCCCGGACAAUUUUACUCUUUUCCCGGCGGCAACAGUAGCAGCAGCGGACCGGGGACAGCAUGCGGGCCGGUCAGACACACACUUAACCCGAUGGUGACCGGGACGUCGGUGCUCGGUGUGAAGUUCACCGGCGGCGUCAUCAUCGCCGCGGACAUGUUGGGCUCGUACGGCUCUCUGGCUCGAUUCAGGAACAUCUCCCGACUCAUGAAGGUGAACAACAACACCAUCCUGGGAGCUUCAGGAGACUACGCUGACUACCAGUAUCUCAAACAGGUCAUCGAGCAGAUGGUUAUCGAUGAGGAGCUGCUGGGCGACGGCCACAGCUACAGUCCGAAGGCGGUCCACUCCUGGCUGACCAGAGUGAUGUACAACCGCCGCAGCAGAAUGAAUCCUCUGUGGAACACCGUGGUGAUCGGAGGUUUCUACAACGGAGAGAGUUUCCUCGGUUACGUGGACAAGCUGGGCGUGGCCUAUGAGGCUCCCACAGUGGCCACUGGCUUCGGAGCCUACCUGGCUCAGCCUCUGAUGAGGGAGGUGGUGGAGAACAAGGUGGAGAUCACCAAGCAGGAGGCUCGGGAUCUGGUGGAGCGCUGCCUCAAAGUGCUUUACUACAGAGACGCUCGCUCCUACAACAGGCAUGAAAUCGCCAUAGUAACAGAGGAGGGUGUGGAGAUCAUCGGUCCUCUGUCUUCUGAAACCAAUUGGGACAUUGCUCACAUGGUCAGUGGGUUUGAAUGAAGAUGAGCUGCGACUGACGAAGCUGCGCCAAAAAACAACGACCGCUCACACGCAACUUAGCUAUUCCAGUUUAGGUUUUUUCUGAUGUUCAGUGUAUCUUUUGUAUAAUGGAAAAUAAAUGUCAUAAAUCCUAAAAA
Lates calcarifer (barramundi perch) is the source of this 960-nucleotide messenger RNA. It is a transcript of the gene psmb4, whose product is annotated as proteasome 20S subunit beta 4. The transcript has 8 exons. Lineage: Eukaryota; Metazoa; Chordata; Actinopteri; Centropomidae. Gene Ontology annotation, cellular component: proteasome core complex. The coding region runs from base 41 to 823 and encodes 260 amino acids. The record is from RefSeq and is a predicted model, not a curated record.